GGCGGUGGCACAUUUGGUGGUAGGAGACGCCUGCAGGGUCCUACGCGGCACUUCGUAAUUUACGUUACCACAGAGGUUCGUAGCCACUACAAUUGUGCUGGCGACGGAGGAAACGUACAAUUGUGCUGGCGACGGAGGAAACGUACGCUGCACAGAGACCUCCCACAGCACUUUGACGAUAAAAAGUAACAGCAGCCUCCUAUCCGCCCACUGUCGAGGCACCGGGGUCACCGACGCCGGCGGUAGUACGAGCGCACUCGAGAAAACGUAAAUGUGUGUGUCUGAACGACGCGGUGAAUAGUACGUUGGCGUGUUUCCAGGAUGGAUGGCAGGUGCUUUGGCGCGCACUCGGCUUGUUUGGGGCUUUCAUUCAGUGGACAACAGAACGUAGGCCGCCACCACAGUGUGUUAACGAGAUGGACGGGGUGGACAGUUUAGGGUGAAUGCAUGAGACCCCCGAAAUCCCUGCUGUCUCGAAGUCCCAACGACCGUCCGACCCUGGUGGUAUCUCGGCGUCUCUGCUGCGGGAAGCGCUGUAGAGACGCCUACACUGGAGAUUCUGGUUGAAAAGGUCGUCUAAGGGGCACCGUUAUUGCAGUGCCCUCAACGACCAAAUAAACUCACUGCCGCGAACCGAAUGUACACGUGACGGGCCUAGAUACAAAUCUCGAAAGCUGAAUGAUUCGAACAGGCCUAAAUGUACAAUUGGGACUUGGUAUCUAGAUACUUACAGCUGGAAAUCUGCUAUACUUCAAGCGUUGCUCCUUCUGUCCGUCGCCGUCGCAACUCGCGCUUUUCACGGGACAAGGGCGACGGUACUCCACAGUAACUCGGUGUUCUCGAAUCUGGAAGUGCUACGACGUAGACGAACAACAGAGAGACAAGACACCAUGUGCUGUAGCAUUAUAUCUUCCUUGGCAAAGUGUUAACUUGACUGUCUCGUCAGUGUGACGCUGCAACGUCGCCUUCUGUUAGUAACGGUUUUGUGUGUUCGCGGCCGCACGGCGACUGUUGCGGCCUUCAAUGAAGCUUGUGCUGUUCUUGUGGUUCCCACUGGCGGCUGGCGUUGUUCUACUCAGCUUAGGAUUGGCGUGGCGAGUCCCUUCACGUUUCCUCACAGUUCCGAGUACAAAGGAUUGUGGUGUGAUCUUCCUGCCCAAUAACCCGCCCGGUGGAGUCGAGGAUUCGAUAUGAAGUUAUUCCGUCCGGUUUACGCGCUCCUGGCUCUACCAGGAGGCGCGUUGGCGGCAAACUACGAUUUCUUUGUUCUUGGGCAACCAGCAGGAAAUGGCAAUCUUCAGUCAACCGGAGACACCUCUGUGGAUCCAGCGGGCGAGCGGGAAGGGAAGCCAAACGAGUCCAGGUCAAAAGACCUCGAACAAGGAUCAACGGGACCGGAUUAUAAUGUGUACUACCCGAGAAAGCAAUCUACACAUUUGCUGCCUGCUGUGCAACAAUAUUCCUUAAAGGCGUCCCCUUGUGCUGGAGAAGGUGCGGGACAGUACAUUCCAUCUUUGUCGCAGAGCCCCUCACAGCCACUGCAACAGUAUGCGCCAGUGCAUUCGACCGGAGAAGCCCUAGGUGGAUCCGAAGCGUCAUGGAAACUUCCACCACAUAAGGCAUCAACGGAAACCACCUUGUCUCAACCUUCGUCCAGCAGUGAAAUGGAAACGCUGUCGCAGACAAAUCCACAACAGUUCAUACCCGUAUACGGAGGCAAUUUGCUGCAACCACGCCCACGGCUGCCUGGGUGUGACCUUGACCUGCCUGAGCCGCAAAAGCAGAAAGGGUGCCUCGUUCACAGCGAGCUCAGACCCUCAAUAAUUCUCAUUCACUCGGGAAGCGACCGCGACGGUUCUGGCAAAGGAAAGAGGGAACGUCGGAGGAAACGUCGGAUGCGUCACCAACCCGUUGACACCACAAUAGACGAAACCAUCGCGGAAGGGAAACCGCCAGUGAGCUUGAAGGGGUUUAAGACGUUUGCUUCAAGUUUAGCGGCGGCGGCACUGGGAUUUCCGUAUAUUGCUGGGGCGUUGUCCUUCUUGGCUUGGUGGCGUCUGCUCAGUUCGAUGGAAGAACUGGGAAGACAAGAGGAACAAAGGCUUGCGAGACAGCGGCAACGUCGCCGGAAAAAACGUGAAAAUUUGCCAGGGGCGGAGGUGAAAGCGACAGAAAGUUUUUGAGCAGCAAAGAUAUCCGGUGGCUCUAUGCUCGAACCGGGGACCGGCGUCACCGUGUGUCUGUAUCCGCUGUCUCUGCGAGUUCUAGAGUGAAUCCGCGGGGUACGUUUUUGAGGCAGUUUGUCUUCCCAGAAUAUAGAGCAGCAAAGGCGUCUUACUUUGCUGUGUCAAAGUACGGGCGUUCGUAUUGUGUGGACGGAAGGGCUCUGGGUUCAUUCGUCAGUUGUAUACCUCCUUUUAGGAUGACUGGAUACGCAGUAUGCCUGUCACCUGAACAAAGUUCCUGCCCAGAGCGUGGAUUGGAAGUGUCGAAACAAUCGACAGUCGAUUUACACCCCUCAUUGCUAAUGUGCCUUCAUUCGACUCUAUGAGCAAUCCUCCCGUUCCACCGUCGCUGUUAUGUUCGUCGUCUUUUUCCGAGAGUCAUCGACUUGCUCAUUGCGGUGUCAUGUGCAUGAUCCACUGACCAUCUUGACAAUUAUUGCACUGAAGGGCAGCGGGGUUGCACAUCUGCGCGUGACAAGAACUCUUACGCUUCAACUGAGCGAGGAACCAACAACUAGGAGGCUUCGCCCCCCUGACUCUCCCAC
Messenger RNA from Toxoplasma gondii ME49, 2770 nucleotides. RefSeq lists its product as hypothetical. The coding region runs from base 1191 to 2183 and encodes 330 amino acids. Lineage: Eukaryota; Apicomplexa; Conoidasida; Eucoccidiorida; Sarcocystidae. The record is from RefSeq and is a predicted model, not a curated record. The transcript has a single exon.